ACCUGCCCGGUGCUCCUCCGUACAUUGACUGGUCACUGCUGAGCUCACUGCUACUCGCCAGUGUCCUGUGUCAUCAACAGUGAUCUAUUCUUUCGUGCACAUAAGCACUCGAGCGUUUAGUUGAUAGUGUGUGCGUUGUGAUAGUUCCUGGUGUAAUAUAAUUUACCUUCGUGUGCAUGGGUUACGUCGAGUACCUAACUUGUCUAAUCCAGAUAUCCCACGUGGACAUCGUUAAUGUGUAGUACUUAAGUAGUGAGAGUGGUUGGUGGUAGGUGAGUCAGUGACAACAUCUUGUACAGGACCUCCAGCGACCACCUCACUAGUGGGUGUGGGAGCAGGAGCACUAUCCGUAAGCAGUGGAAGGCGCGAAAAGAACGUCUAUACCCUGUAUGCCAACCUGGCCACUCAACAGUAAGGAAGCGACAUCAUGUGACCUAUCCAUCACCUCCUAACCCUCUCUUCUACACACAGCACCUAAUAACAGUUGAGUGAACGGGAUAGAGAAGAAAAUCUUACUGUUUAACCUUUUCCAGUGCUGGAACCUAUACUGUACGGUGCUCAAGACACAGUACACCUGAACCUGUAGAUAGCUGCCCUAGACUCUCCGUUUAUGACCACUGGUGCCAUUGUGCUGUCAGGGACUGCUGGGUCGAGGAGAUGGAAGGGUGGGAUCGUUCGCCACUCGAUUUCACCAACGGCGCUGUGUUAUGUUGUGGAUAGUUUUGAUGUUGAUGCUAUGAUGUUACUGCAUUUCAACAAACCACCAGUUGAGGGACCCUAGAAGAUUGAGCACCAUCUGACCACCGCCACCAUUAAGAUGCAAUUAUGGGCGUGGGUGGUGGCGUGGGUGACGAUGGGUUUGUGGGCGUGCGGGUGGUGCCAGGCCUCCUCACCCAUCAGGAUCUCCGCCUACGGCUAUCCUGAUCCUCCAGGCUACGGCAGGAGACUCUCCCCCAAGAUUUCUGUGACGAGACCUCGAAGGAACGCCACCUUCAUCACCCCGAAAUCCGAGAUUAACAUAAAGAGUUCCGAAGACAACAUAGAGGACGUGCCCCUCCCUGAAGACCUCCCCAGUGACGACCCAGUUAAGGACGACGACGACGACCAGAAUGCCACCAACACCACCAUCACUAGGGUCAGGGUUCCUGUCAACAGAAUGGGCGUGGCUGCGAGGACAACCAAGAGAAAAAUCCGCCCACUUCUACAGGAACCAAGACGACGCUCUCACUCGCGAGACUCCACCACCACCAGGAGUGUGGGACCUCCAUCUAUCCGGCCUCCAGCAACACCUCCCUCGCCUCCUCAGGGGCUAUUUGGGCCCCCUGCUAUAACAGGGUUUGGAAUCGAGCCUCCGGCACCUCCAGUGUUGCCACCCUCCACACCCACACCCACAUUAAUGGGCAGUUUUGGCCCACCAGCCAUCCCCCCGCCCAUCAGCUCUCCUUCUCCCCCACCAGGAGCUGACCAAGCCCAGGUCUCAGACAUUAAAUGUAUGAACACUGGGACGACCAGCUCGUUCAUGGCGGUCCUGUCUCUGCCUGUGGGCUAUAACGCCAUCCCCGUGUUUGAGGACCGGCCAACCAUCGACCCCACCAUCAACACUGCCUGCAGGAUGAUCCCCACACAGCUUACUAACGACAUGUUCCAGCUUAUUGUGUCUGACCUAGAGCGAUGUGGUGUGAGGGAGUGUCGCCAGGGCAAUGGGGAGACGUGGUUGUGCUUGCAGCUGCGUUUCCCUCUAGUGAACGGGCUGAAGCUCCCCGAGGACGAGAAAAUUCAGAUCAGGUGUCGACCCCAGGAUAAGAUCGCCCAAGACACCCACGUCCUCCGGAUAGCCACAGCAAAGUAUGCGGCUAAAGAGGCAAUCAAUGGGGUGACCUCCACAUCGAUGUUUGAAGGAGGGCAGCAGGAGUUCCAGUGUGAGAUUGGUCUCUUCAGGAAGCUGCCUGGCACAGAACUCUUUGCCUCCAUAGUGACACCAGAGGUGGAGCUUGACCUGGGGGAGGAGGUGCAGCUAAGGUCCAUUGUGAGGUCCGGAGACGGGUGGCAGUAUAGCCGCAUCACCACCAUCAUCAUCCAGAAGGUGGGGGCGCCCCGUGCACGCUCCAUCCUCAAUGCUGCUGACCUGGUGUUUGCUGACGGCUGUCGCAACCCUUCUUACAAGGUAAUCGCUCGCCAGCACCCUAAGAGAGACACACGUAACCCACUGAUCAACAACUUCACCUUCCGGAUGUUUAUGUUUCAAGACAUGGAAGUUGGCGACAGUCUCAUGAUCACUGCUAAUGUGAUUGGAUGUGUAGACGCAGAAGACUGUGCACCGACUAACUGUGGGCCAGGGGACGAUGACCUUCUUGGAUUCGGCAAAAGGAGAAAGCGUGCAGUGGGCCAGUUCACUAUGACCACAGUUAUCCCUGCCUCAGAUAUAUCCUCCUCCUCAGGUCCUCCCUACCCACCUCCUAUCCUAUCCACUUUCUCCUCCUCCUCCUCCUCCACGAUGCCAUCUGCGCCCUCCAGCCACACCCGCAAGCAGCAUGAGAACACCACUAACUGGGAGAGGAACUUGUCCGUCAGGGUGAAAAUUCCAGAUACUAAAGUUCGUCAGGAAUCCAUUGAAGCUCAGGAAUGUCGUCUCUACUUGUUCAUAACCCUGGGAGUGGCUGCGGUGUUCUGUUUCUCUUCCAUUGUAUUUGUGGUCUUCACUUUGCUACGUGGCCGCACCAAGGAGGUGUCUUCAUCUACUCCUACACCAGUGAUGGGACAGCCACCACCAGUUAUGCCAUUACAACCAAUGUCAACUUGCUCAAGCUCUCUCUCGUCAACACAAGACUCAACAGCCAGUAUAUGUAGUUCACAUCUACCCAGCUUUCCUGUUCCACCUACAGUCAGACAGAGAAAACGUCAAGUUAAUGCUGAGCUUUUAAAAGUUUUUAACAAUGAAUGCCAGUUUCCCUAUGGCACUUACUACCCAGGAAUGCUCAACUACUAUGGCUAUAUGGUGGUGCCUCGUAAGACAGCAGACAAAUCCAAUGAGAAGAAGACUCUUCGAGCAAUGAAACGGGACCAUAAGAGGUAUCGUAUAGAUGAACCAGAAUGUGUAUGUCAGUGUAAUAAUAACCAUGCCCAUGGUAAUGACGAGUUGCCUAUUAAAGGUAAUCACACAGCAAUUAUCCGGAUAUCAGCCUCAGGGACUGAUACUGUCUCCUCCACGGCCAGCCGCCCCCCAAAACCAACACCAAGAAUUCGGAAAGAAAAGGAUGAUAAUAUCUAUAGUGAAAUCACUCUAGACAGUACAACACCAACCAUGGUCUGAGAGAUAUUCUAUGCUAGAGCUUUAUACAGUGCCAUGAAGACUUGUACAUAUGUGGUGGCUUUCAGGGAUAUUGUAAUUUAUAUAUAAAGUUGUCAACAGAUACUUGGGCCUCUUAUGACACUUGUUGAGAAGAUAGCCAAGUUCUUAUAAACUUAACAAGGCUAAUAUUUUUAAUCAAUCAAGUCAAAAGAAACAUUCCGGUAAGACCUACAAUACAUUAGAAAGAGGCUUGGUGUAUAUACAGGUACGUAUUCUGUGAGAAAAAGUCCUAUCACCUAUAUGGAUAUAAACUAAUAUUACUUUAAAGCUAUUUUUUUAUUAAUUCUAUGUUUCAUUCAUUUCAUAUGAAAUGUCACGAGGGUUUAAGCCUUAAAUCUAAUUUCCUACGAAGCCUUGAUUGGGCGAUUAAUGUAGCCCACCUGCUGGUGAAUAAAAUUUAUCCAAAAUUUACUUUUUACUUUCCCAUCAUAUGCGGGUCUCUAAAAAGACCUGAUGGCUAUUAAAGUUACUACUGGAGACUGUACAUAUUUGCUACCACUCUAACCUGUUACGCUUCACAGCUCUUGAAGAGGUAACAUUUGGACUCCUGCAGGAACAGUUAAGCGUACAUCUGCUCUGUUUGUUCAAAAUACCAGAACUGAGGUGACUGAUCCAGGAAUAAAGCUGUUCUGUACUUGUAGCAGUCAAAUGAGGAAGCAAAGACAUCAUACAGCUUUCAGUGGAAAUCUUAUAUCCACUAACUUCUUUUUGAGACCCAAAUAUGCCAGGAAAGUAUGAACUAAUUUCUGGUAGUCCCCGGCAUUCAUCAAUAUCCUGGGAACAUGUACAGAAAUAGACUUAUUCGACUGAACAUGAUUUAUCCGAGUCGGGCGUCAGGCUAUAUAAAAUUAUACUUUAAAUUCUAUUCAUCACUAGAAUUCAUAACAGGUACAGGUUAUAGCAGUUAUUCAAAAUAUUAACCUCAGAACAAGGAUGAAAAAACAAGUAUUGCUUACUGUGUUCUCAAGGUGAAUUCUUGCGUUUAGCUCAAUACCUUAAUGGGUAACAUUAAUUACAAGUAAUACUACUGACUUUAUCAGACUAUAAUUAUUAUUACCGAUAUAAUUAUAUUUUACAUACUAUUUUUUUUAAAUUUGAUGCAACUAUCAAGUGUCCUUAGUUUCACAUACAGUAUAGUGUUGCGUAAGACAGUGGGCCCAUAUGAAUUGUGAAAACACGUUUCUUAUGGCCAGAGUCUCCUGCUUGCUCUAGUCUAGAGAAUGGUGUGGGUGAGAAAGUCACUGUUCUUUAUUGUCCUACUGAAAUUCCAGUGUUAUGCAGGCUAUAGAAAUCCGCUAAUUGGUUGUAAGACAGUGACAAGCGGGUCAGUGUCCCUCACACCAACGGCCAAUCAGCGCAGCCUCAAGAUGCCGCCAGCCAAUGAACGUUUAGUGAGACGCAGACGCUUGGAAUAUUGUUAAAAAUUUUCGUGUGGCAGCUAUUGUGCUCUCCCCUGGUGUAUUUUUGCGCUUAAUAUUCGGGAGUAGUGAGUUCCUCAGAUAGUGAUAAUCAGCCAGUGGCGUCUGGAUAUUCACAGAAACAUAUAAGAAAUGUGGAGAGCUAUCCUAUUUGGUGUGGCAUCAUAGAGAAAAUCGAACAGAGGGUACAUAGUUGUUGCCCGUGUUGUGGAGCCUGCGUGUGCUUGUGACUGCUUUGGUAAUGCAAAUAUGGACAAGAUGUAGGCUAUAGGCACCUUCAACCAGCAAAAUGACUAUCUAAGCUUGUGAGUUCGAAUGUGAAAUGCAGCUGCACCAUGGAUAACCCAAGUAAGACACUGAUUUGCCUCGCCAGCAACCCCCCCACACCACAACCGGGCGAGCACUGGGCAAUCAUUGUACAGUAAGUGUUAGUAGAAAUAGUGGUAAAUUUUAACUUUGGAUAAUAUGAGAAUCUUAGGAAUUUUAUCUUUGCAAUCAAUAGUUCAGUUAAUUCUUAAACAUAACCAGGAGGCUCUGCUCCCAUAGACUCCCAGGCAUAUACAAGUCGUUUGCGAGGAAAACGUCAUAGAAGUAAAAUGUCAUGAUCUAAAUUCUAAACUAUUGAUUGCGAAGUUUAAAUUCCUAAGAUAUCCAUGUACAAAACGUAAAAUGAGUUAGGUAAUACACAGAAUACUCACUUUAUAUUUAAAACU
Molecule: messenger RNA, 5480 nt
Organism: Homarus americanus (American lobster)
Lineage: Eukaryota; Metazoa; Arthropoda; Malacostraca; Decapoda; Nephropidae
Exons: 16
Coding region: 818-3310 (830 amino acids)
Source: RefSeq, a predicted model, not a curated record